Tauraco erythrolophus (red-crested turaco) is the source of this 1151-nucleotide messenger RNA. NCBI's taxonomy places the organism in Eukaryota, Metazoa, Chordata, Aves, Musophagiformes, Musophagidae. The record is from RefSeq and is a predicted model, not a curated record.
GUUCCUAUGUGCCUGAGGGCUUGAUGAUAUCCUGUACAUGGGACUACGUAACCUACUCCCCUGCAAACAGAAGUUACACCAUGAUUUUAUGUUGCUCUGUUUUUUUUAUUCCCCUGAUAAUAAUAUUCCAUUGCUAUUUAUUUAUGUUCCUGGCCAUAAGACGUACUGGCAGAGAUGUUCAAAAACUGGGGUCCUGCAGCCGGAAAUCCUAUCUCUCUCAGUCCAUGAAGAAUGAGUGGAAACUGGCAAAAAUUGCUUUUGUGGUCAUCAUUGUGUUUGUCUUGUCCUGGUCUCCAUAUGCUUGUGUCACCUUGAUUGCCUGGGCAGGUCGAGGCAACACCCUAACACCAUAUUCUAAAUCUGUGCCAGCAGUUAUUGCCAAAGCUUCUGCAAUCUACAACCCCAUCAUCUAUGCAAUAAUUCACCCAAGAUACAGAAAAACCAUCCACAAUGCUGUUCCCUGCUUGAGGUUCCUAAUACGAAUAUCGAAGAACGACCUCCUGAGAGGCUCCAUAAAUGAAUCGUCCUUCAGGACCUCUCUCUCCAGCCAUCAGUCUCUCACUGGCAGGACCAAGAGCACUUGCGUUUCGUCAGUUUCCACUGGAGAAGUUACCUGGAGUGAUGUAGAUCUUGACCCUGUAGAGCCAGCUCAUAAGAAACUGCAGCCUCGCCGAAGUCAUUCUUUCUCAACAAGUGUGAAACAAGAGAAGAGAGACCUGCUCCCAAAGACUUGCAGCUAUGAUGCAGCAACUGCAGAAAAGGUUUCGCUUUCCUCCAGCUGUUUGGAGAAGGUGCUUGGGCAGUCAGUCCCACACAAUCCCCCGGCAACACUCGUGGCCAGCUCCCUAAAAGCAGCUUCUCUGCCUGUUGGUUUGAAUAACAGCUGUGUCAGCAGAGGAGGAAACUCAGAUUCAUCGCAGACUGCAACUCAAGAAGGUCAUGUUAAUGGAGUCCUGGGCUCUGUUAUUAGCAAUAUAGUCCCUCGCAUCAUCAUCAUUCCUACCUCAGAGACUGACCUAUUUCGAGAGGAACUUGAAGAGGAAGAGACUGAAUUACUCCACUUUCAUGACAAAAAAGGCAAUCUGUUGGACUUGGAAGGCCUUAGCUCGUCCACAGAGUUCCUUGAAGCUGUUGAGAAAUUUCUAUCAUAA